Rhineura floridana is the source of this 3739-nucleotide messenger RNA. RefSeq names its product transmembrane protease serine 12-like. Gene Ontology annotation, biological process: proteolysis; acrosome reaction. The transcript has 9 exons. Bases 16 to 1953 code for a protein of 645 amino acids. NCBI's taxonomy places the organism in Eukaryota, Metazoa, Chordata, Lepidosauria, Squamata, Rhineuridae. The record is from RefSeq and is a predicted model, not a curated record. Gene Ontology annotation, molecular function: serine-type endopeptidase activity.
CUGGCAGAAUGUGAGAUGGGAAGUCGCGCUCGCCGGCUCGCUCCCUGCUUCCCUUGUGGUAGAUCCUCGCCUCGUUUUGCGUCCAUAAUCCGCUUCAUUGCUUCUCUCCGUCACGUGAUGCUCGAUGUCUCACUGCGACCGAGAGAAAAAGCGGGAGAAAGCAUACCUGCCAUUUUGUCUUCUCGAAGGACGAUGCAGCGGAGGUUUCGCUCUGCAGCUGCUCUCUUAUUGGCGCUGCUUGUGCUGCUGAGUGAAGCCGCGCCUGAAUCUCUACCCUCUGUGGCCCCUACAGACGAAUGUGGAACAAGGCCGCUUGUGGAUGAGACAGCAACAGGGAGUCGGAUUAUAGGUGGACAGGACACUAAGCGUGGGGCAUGGCCAUGGCAAGUUAGUCUUCAAAUUUAUCACAAUGGUUCAGGAAGAUACUUUCAUGUAUGUGGUGGAUCUUUAAUUAAUAAAAACUCUGUGCUGACAGCAGCACACUGCGUUAGAAGCAGGAAACCAGAGCUUUGGAGGAUUGAGAUUGGCUUACAUCAACUUUAUAGAGACAAGCAUCGUACUGUAAAGAGCCGGGUUAGAGCUAUCAUGGCCCAUUGUCGUUACAAUAAUAAAACCCAUGAAAAUGAUAUUGCCCUGUUUAAAUUAAGGCAAUCUAUCACAUACAAUGACUAUAUUCAGCCUAUCUGUUUACCUGAAACUCCUCUUGUCCUGACUGACGACAACCCAUGUUACAUAAGUGGAUGGGGACUGAAAAAGGAGAAUGGUACUCCAAGUUAUAUAUUGCAAGAAGCUCAAGUACACGUUUUUCCACGACAAGUCUGUAAUAGGUAUGACUGGUAUGCUGGGGCAUUAUCAAGGAAUGAACUUUGUGCUGGCUCUGAAAGUGGACGUGUUGAUAGCUGCCAGGGAGACAGUGGUGGUCCUCUGAUGUGUUACUUCCCAAAUAAAAUCAAGUAUUAUCUGGUAGGAAUCACCAGUUAUGGCGUUGGCUGUGGCCGACCAAAAUUACCAGGAAUCUAUGUACAUACAGCUAAUUACAGAAGUUGGAUAGAUUCACGCCUGCUUGGCAAAACCUCCGCUGUGAGCAUUCCAGAUUGUGGGACAAGGCCUCUUGAGGAUGAGAUGACAACAUGGAUUCGGAUUGUAGGUGGACGCGAUGCUCAGCCAGGGUCAUGGCCGUGGCAAGUUAGUCUUCAAGUUUACCGCUUUGGUGUAGGAUAUCAUCAUACAUGUGGUGGAUCUUUAAUUAAUAACAACUCAGUGCUGACAGCAGCACACUGCAUUAAAAAAUGGACGGAUCCAGGAUUUUGGAGGGUUGUAAUUGGCUUGCAUCAUCUUUAUGACUACGAACCUCCUACUAUAAGGCGCCAUGUCAGAGCUAUCAUAAUGCAUUCUGGUUUCAAGAAGAGCACCUAUGAAAAUGAUGUUGCCUUGUUUAAACUACAAAGACCUAUCAAAUUCAAUGAGUAUAUUCAGCCCAUCUGCUUACCUAACACUACUACUCAUCUAGUAUCUGAUGAGUACCCUUGCUACAUAGCUGGAUGGGGAAACACAAUGGAGAAAGGUACAGCCAAAUAUAUUUUACAAGAAGCUCAAGUUGAUGUUAUUCCACUAUAUAUCUGUAAUAGAUAUGAUUGGUAUGGAGGGGCAAUAUCAUGGAAUAUGGUUUGCGCUGGUUCUGCAAGUGGACAUGUUGAUAGCUGCCAGGGAGACAGUGGUGGACCUCUGGUGUGUUAUUUCCCAAAUGAUACCAAGUAUUAUCUGAUAGGAAUCACUAGCUUUGGAGUUGGUUGUGGCCGACCAAAACUUCCAGGAAUCUAUAUACGCACAGCAAUGUACAGAGAUUGGAUAGAUUCAGCAGCCAUGUUAUUUAACAGAACUACUACUAAGAGCUUUCAGUGCAUUCUUGUACUUUUUACUGUUGGGUGGGUAACCUUUCAUCUUGUUCUCUGAAGAGGAAAAUUCUCUUACGGUAUUGGAAUUGCCUCAUUUCCCUUUUUAACAUAUUGCUUCCUCUUCCAAACAAGUAUAUUUAGCCAUUUAUUUUUACAGUAAUGAAUGUUCUAUAAUCUAUGCUUUGUACACAGUUGUUAACUUUGCUGAACUAAGUUGAAAAAUCCUUAAUUAAAAAAAUGUAAACCCAAAAGGCCUUGUGCAGUUACAAUUGUAUGCUUUAUGGGCCUUAAAUUAUAUGACGAUUAUUGUACUGCUGGGUUGAAAGAAAAGAACAUGGUUUAAAAAAAACAUGCAGAAAAUGAUAAUUUAACGUGUGAAAGAAAUGCUUUUCUUUUUGUAGGGGACUAAGUUAGUUUAUUGAUAUAUGGUCACAGAUCCAUUAAAAUAAAUGAAAUACAUAAUAAAACAUCAAAAUAGUUCAAAUACAGAAAUGCCAAAGAUAAAACAUAAAAGAUUAUAAUUUAAAAAAAGAAUCCUCUUACGACUCCUUUGGGCAAAGAAGAGGAACUUGGCCGCUGACCCUGUUGCAAGCUUAUUGGUAUCUGCCAGAAAAGUUCCUCAUAACAGGGCCAAGUAGUCUGUUACAUUCCUCCCUAUAAAAAUUACAUGCAAAAAAAGUGAUCUAAUGAUUCAACAACUUCAUAUCCACAGGGGCACAGCCAAUCCUCAUAAAGGGUACCUUGGUACCGCCCUUCCAAGAGUGCAGAAGAGAGACUAAAUCUAGCUCUAGAAAAAACAUGGUGAUACUUAGGGAUAGUUAGAUUCGCCAAAUAACUACCAUAUUUGGGAAGCUGCAAACUCAGAUGAAAACGAAUAGGGGAACAGAUUUUACGUGCAUUUGAUACAGAAUACUGUAUUGAAAAUCAAUAUCCUUUGAUCUAAAAUAAAUUUAGCAGCCCUGAAAUCUUGUGUGUGAAGGAAAUCUAUAGAAAGACCUAAUAAAUGCAAUUUAGUAAUAAAAGAUUUAAACCAGGAGCUGGUACAAACAUCUUUCUGAAGAAGACUUAAAUAUUCUAAAGAUGGGUUACUGUAAACAACCUUAAGCCAAUAUCUGAAAGCAAAGGACCAAGCAAAGCAUUCAAUGGAUGCAAGGCUGGCCUCAAGUCAUAGACCUGAAGCUGUGACACAUCUUGGCAUUCUGAAGAGAGAUCUCAGGAAUCUUGAAAGAACACUCCACAGCUGAAUUAAAUCCCUGGAUCCAAAUCGGAACACCUUACAGUAGUUGGGGCAAAUUUUUAGCCUUAAAUACCUGAAAGGCAGCAGGCAUAUAUUGAGCCCCCUUGGUAUAGAAAAAAUGAAAAACUGCCUUAACUGUAUUCUUACCUACCUGCACUGUAUACUGUCUGUGGGGGGUCCAAGAAAUAUUAGAAAAAAACAUAAUGCCCAAAUAUUUAAACGCUUGACUUGAUCUAUGUGUUGCCCGUCAAUUGUCCACUUAUUUGCCUGAGCACACCAAGAAAAAAAACAUAAUCUUUGUUUUACUAAAAUUGUCAACAAGUUGCCCUUACAAUAAGUCACAAAAACACAAAGUAAAUGCUUGAGACCUAUUUUUGAUAGGGACAUAAGGACUGCGUCAUAUGCAUAUAAUAAUAAUGGGCAUUUAGUCUCUGCCAGUUUUGGAGGGUGAAAAUCAGAUGUUAAACUAUAUCCAACCAAAUCAUUUAGAUGGAGAUUGCAUAAUGAAGGGGCUAAUAUGCAACCUUGAUGAACUCCCUUAGUGGCAGAAACAGAAUUUGUCAAAUUACCUUUUAGUCCACACCUUACUCGAAGCAUAGUAUUCUGA